AUGUGCUCCAGCCCUGGGGAGGAGCUCUGUCUUCUCCUGGCAGCGGGUGGUGUGGUGGCUGGGGACAAGCAGGGGAAGCUGCUAGGGGUCUUUCCAACCCGGGCCGUGUUGCUCCCAGGCCAGCCCUUGGAGGGACCUGGCACCUGCAUCUGCACUGGAGCUGGGCCAGGCCCCGAGAGCGCGGACGAACUGUCAGAGGGCCGCACAGGGUCUGCCCGUGAACAGCCUCUGGCGGAGCCCAGCCUGGAUGGACAGACUCUUCUCCUGGUGUGUGGUUCUUCCCCAGCGCAGCACAUGGACGGGUCACUCAUCGCCCUGGACCUGGCCUGGGUUUCAGAGGGCCUUAGAGCCGCCCAAGCCCAGGAGCCCUUUCUCCAGGUGCAGACAUCCACGCUUCCGCUCCGGGGGCUGGCUGGGGCCCCUGGGCUCCUGCUGCCACUGCUGUCCCAGGAAGCUCCCCCAGAGGAGCUCCAAGACCUGCUGGACACCAGGUCCACCCCUGCCCCCAGUGCUGCGGCACAUCCCAGCUGGUGUUGUCACCAGACAAGGAGUCCCGACGCCUCCCCGCGCCAGGGGUCUCCAUGCACUUCAGAUCCCCCAUAUCCCAUGGAAGGGUCCAGCUGCAGAAAAGACACUUGGAACAGGGGAGGAGGGACCCCAGCAGGGGGAGCUGGACCCGGGGAGGCGAGGACCUCGGGCAGGAUCGAGGGAGAGCUUGGUGGCAAAUGCCAGCCAGGUCAGGAGAGCUGUGAGGACCCGAGUGUGGGGAGUGGGGUCUGCUCUCCAGGGGGCGUGGGGGACCAGAGUGUGACUUUGGAGACACAGGCCACUGCCUACUGCCCUUGGCUCUGGCAGGAGUGUCCAGCGCCUCCUUUGCAGGGGGAGGACUCCACAGAGGAGCCUGAACCCCUGAGCAGGAGGCAGAAGGUGGGAGGCUGUGGCCGGGGCCUCCUGGGAGGACUGUCACCAGAGGAAGAGGCUCACGGGACUAGCGCUUCACGGCCAGCUGGUGGUCAGCUCCCUGCAGGGAGGAGCAGAGCCCUCGAGAGGCGGGUUCCAGGCAAGCAGGACAGCCGACAGGGGUGUGGAAGUGCUCUGCGUUCCCCAGAGGGAAGCCCUGGGGCUGGGGGACAAGAAGAGGAGGAGGAGGAGGGGCUCCGUGGAGAAGCCUCCAGUCUGGGGAAUGGGCCUGUGCCCCGGGAGCUGGACUUCAGGCAGUGCCAGGGCAAGGAGACUCUUCCCUCGGUGGCAGGGUGUGGCUUGCCGCAGUCUCCCAGACUGGCUGUUCCAGGUGAAGACACUGGUCCCCCUCGGGCUCUGAGCAAAGGACAGGAUAGAUAUUCUCUCCAAAUAGAUGCACUUGAGCGGGACGUGGAGGCCUGUUUCCAGCAACUGAACACCCUGAAACUUGGCAGCCGGGGUCACCAGCGGGAGAUGGCCCUCGUGGUGGGAGAGAACUGGAGCUUUGCUCAAAGGAGGCAGAGCAGAGGUGAGGAGAGUGGAGAGGCCACCAGCCUCGAUCAGACUGUGGCCCGGGACACCAGCAGAGCUGUUGCAGGGACGUCCCCUGAUCAGGAGGAAGCCAGCCUGGACCCUGCAGAGCUCCACAGGGACGCGCUCUCCACACUCUGGCACACCCUCGAGAGGGCCAGGGCCGCGUUGCAUCAGCUUCUUUCCUCACUGAAGAAAGCGAGGAGCCCGGUCUUAUGUGACAGGGCUGCACCUCGGGAAGACCUAGGGGGAUGCUCUCCUAAAGCUUGCCAUCUCGAGGCAGAGGGCCCGCGACGCGCAGCCCGGGUGUGCCGCCUCCAGCAGGCCAACCGGGCGCUGGAGGGAGACCUGGCCCAGCUCAGGAGGGAGCUGGGCCAGUACGCGCAGGCCAUUUCCGACCUGGAAGAGUGCAAUGUGCAGAGUUACGGCAAGAUCUCGGAGCUCAAGGAGGAAAACGACAAACUGAAAAGGGAUCUGGGCCAACUCCGGAGGGCCAUGUCCCAGAGCGCCAGGGAAUCCCGCGGCCCCGGGGAGCACGUCGCCCUGGAAAGCAGGGAGCUCAAGGCACCGAUUUCGCAGCUUGGGGUCAGCUAUAAAGAGCUGGUAAGGGGUGUGGGGCUGGGGGUGGAAGGCAGGGUCCGGGCCUCCCAGGGGGAGAACGAGCGCCUUCUACGCAGGGUCCGAGCCCUGGAGCAGGAAGUGGCCUUGCAGACCAGGGGGGACAGGGCACGCUCGUUGGGAGGCCGUCAGCAACCCCAGGAAAGCACCAAGGCGGCGGUGGACAAGGUGUGCACCAUGGACAGAGGGGUGCAGGUGACUCCCCUCUCGGAGCAGCAGGUCACAAGCCCCUGCGGGCCACCCUUGGAGGAGGCAGUGGGCGUCCCUGGAGGGCAGACAGGCCCUGCCUCAGACCUGCAGGAUCCCGGAUGUGGCGCUGGUACUACUGCUCCAUCACUGGUCUGGAGAAAUGCUGACGUCCCCCGUGUCCUGCGAGGAAGGGGCGGAGCAGGAGGAGGAGCAGCAUGUUUGGAGGGAGAGGAGAAAAGGCCAUGGUGUUCCCACCAAGGGCACGCUCUGAGGACCUCACGCAGCGGCCCCCAGCUCCAGGACGCAGAGGCCGAGGCCUCCGAGGAGGACCCCAGGCUGUGUGUCCAGCGGCUCCGUCACCAGAUGCAGACCCUGAAGUGCCAGCUCAGAGACCAGGGGUGGGUGCACCGGGAGCGGCAGGAGGAGCUCAAGGGCAAGCUGGAAGAGCUCCAGAGAAAGCAGCAUGAGGCCGACGUGGCUGUGGCCCCGCUGAAGGCCAAGCUGGCUUCCCUGGUCCACAAGUGCCUACGGAGGAACCACCUCAUCACCCGGCUACUGCAGGAGCUGGGCAGACACGGGCCCGUCGACCUCUUGCUCUCUGAGAUGGCCCAGAACAUGGUCCACGACGUGGCACUGUCCGAGUAUGCUGCUGCCUUCCUGAGCCCUGGACUCCCAGAGACAAGCCACCACCUGGACGUCGGCUCCCAGGGGACAGCAGCUGCAAGAGUUCAGGAACAGCUGCCGAGUUUUGAAACAGACGGUGUCCUCCAAAGCCCGUUUCGCUCAGACUCCUGGCCUUUUCCCAAGGCUGAGUGGCCAGCACCGACAGCUCGGCUGGAUUCGCCAAAGACUGCAGCAUCACUCAAUACGGCGAUACCCAGAUGCAGAUACUUAGUGCAUGAGCUUACUGAAGACAAAGCCCCAGGCACAUGCAGGAGCGUGGCACUCCCUGGAAACACAGGCUUCUGAGGAAGGAAGACGACACAGAGGCAAUCACAUCAUCCCAGGAAUAUUUACGUCUCUCCCAAGUGACCGAGGGAUUUACGAUCCCUCCCAGAGAGUCACAUUCCAAGCCAAGCCUGCUCAGCUCGAUGAUGGGGACACCUCUACCUUGAUGGUACCAGCAGGGAGCCAAAGGCGUGACACAGGAAGGCUGUGUUAGCACCAGGGGUCGGCGUGAGCCUGGGGUCUGGAGUCCCGAGGAUCUGUGGCUCUGCCACUCCUAAGCCACGUCACGUGGAGCUGGUCACUUACCUUCCUGGAAAGAGCUCUUCAUCAUCUGUUUGAGGGUCCCCCUGCCUACUGGACAGCUGUGCCCUGAGGACCAAGUGUGCUCAUGGCUGGGAAGGUGACUCCAUCUCCUCCCAGUGGCUUUAGGGACUUGGUGCAUCUUGGGCUCUACGUGGUCCCUCCCAGGGUAGGUGAAGGGACCUGUACUGGAAUGGUUUCAAAGUGACCUCAGUGAUCACAUUGACACUGACGUUUCCUGCAGAGGCUCAGCUGAGCUGAGGACCUAACUGUGCAGAGACUUCGAGGGAGAGGCCCUGGGUCUCCGCAGAGUCUCAGAGGAGACUGGACCCCAGUGGUCAGGCGCCCCUGGUCCGGGAGAAAGGGCCCUGGUGGGGAGCCAGACACCAACUCUGUCUCUAACUUGCUGGUGACUUCAGGCCGCCCCUUGGCCUCCACGGGCCUCACUUCCUCAUCUGUACAGUGGGUGUGACCACAGCCCCCUGGGCCCCCUGUAGCUCUGACGCCUGCUGCAACCCUCCCGGUGUCACGCGCACGUUGCUGGGUUCCCACUGCGCAGCAGGCACUGGCUGGUGGGGAGGCCCCAGACCAGCCUCCCUGCUCUGGGAAGAAGGGCGAGCUCUUCCUUUCCACACACGUGUCACUUCAAGCAACUUACGUCCACUUAUAACUUACAUCCCCAAAUACCCACCCCACGCCAAAGGACCCCAAGCACGGCACCCCGGUUCCAGCAGUUUCCACCCAGCAAGGGCGUCACUGCCCAGGAGUUGAGCUCUGACCAAGGCUGCCCUCUCCCUCAGGUGACUUUCCCUGUGAGCUUCAUGACUGUGAGGCCAGCUUACGUGGACAGCUGGGAAGUGGGGGUGGCGACUGGGGACAGGUGACCUCUAAGUACCACCUGGAAGAUGCAAAGAAAAGCCACUGCCUGUUGAGGCCCAAGCCACUUAUUUCCUGGUCGCUGCUGCUGUGAGACAGGAGUCCAUGGCAGGAGGCAGCCUGGGGUUGGGGCCAGCACUAGUGUCUUGGGUGGCAGCAGAACUGGGGGUAGUGGUCAGUGAGGGCGAGUGACAGACCUUGCGCUUCUCAGCGCAGCAGGCACACAGCCUGUUUUGUUUGGUUUACGCCUUUCCGUUUGUUGGGUGGGCUGGUUAUAGUGAAGUGAGCACAGCCUGAAACUCACCGUCUUAAACCAUCUUAACGAGGCAUCUUGAGUCCGGUUCAGGGGCCUUGAGCACAUUCAUUGUGCCCCUGUCACCCCCACCACAUCAGAAACUUCCCAAACUGAAGCACCGUCACUAGCUCCCUGUCCCCUCCCCAGACUCCAGCCACACCACUCUGACCUGUCUCCAGGGACCUCCAGCAACUGGAAUCCCAUGGUACUUGUCCUUUGGUGACUGGCUCAGUGCAUGUGCAGGACGUGUGCAGGUCAGCUCGUGGUGACGCCCGGCUCAGCGCAUGCUUCCUGCUCAAGGCUGAGUAGUGUCCCGCCCCAGGGAUGCACCACGCGUGAUCCAUUCCCUCACCACCCAGCACAGCUGGCUGGCCUCCACCUCACGGCCAUCGUGAAGGAAGCUGCUGGGGACGUUUCUAAAAUUAUAAUGAGCAAGUGACCUUUAAGAGCCAGGAGAUUUCUUAUAUAAUCUGGAUGUCUGGCUGCCUUGGACAGUUGGUAGCCCUGGUGACUUUGAACCCGACCUUCCUGGCCACGGUCAUGGCUACCUGAGGUCAGCACCCCGCUCCCCGACCAGCACUUGGCCCAGCGGGCCUCAGGGUCCCCCAUGCCUUCUCCUCAACUCACCACGAGCUACAAGUCUCCACCUGCUGUCACCUUUGUAUUGUGGGUGAGAAUCCAGAGGCACAGAGAGGGACAGUGGCCUGGCCCGUCCCGCAGGUGGGCAGGCAGAAACUGCAUCCCCCAGGGGUGGUCCUGGACCGGAAUUGCAGUGCCUGGGCUGGACCCUCAGCUCUGCUGCCACCUGUCCAGCGACCUGGGCAGAGCCCUUAAUGGUUCUGAGCCUUGGUCCCUGCUGUGGAGGACGGAGAGGAACGCAGCCCCUCUACAGCCUCGGGUUGAAGAUGGAAGACGGGCACACGUUGACUGUGAGCCUGGGCGGGGGCUGGCUGUGGGGCACCUCCUAGCAGGAGGCUCUGGGUGUGAUCCCAAGGAGGGGGCGGGGAGAGGGAGAGAGACCAGGCUGGGCAUCGGGAAGCACGAAUAAGAGCACAGGUCGCGUCAGGUGACCUAGUGUGUGGGAGCGGGCACCAGCAGGUGCUUCACAACUGCUCCUUUCUAACAAGUGGGGCCUGUCUAAGGCUCCAGAUCUCCUUCCUGGCAAGAUACAUGACAUUGUGGGAACAACCUGGCUUUAGGAAUUGUGAGCAUGAUUUCCAAACCCACCCUGAGCAGGCCUAGCCCCCUGUCUGAUCUGCAAAGUCCUCUCUUGGUAAGUGGGGGGCCAUAUCACUCUCCUCGCCAGCACCAGGAGAAAUGAGAAAUGUCAGGUUCCUACACUUAGUAUAUGCUCAAUAAAACCUGGGUCCCUUUCUUCCCUUCCCAAGCAGAAAUCUGCCACCUAGGUUAAAAGAAUGUCACGUUUUUCCAAAUGUUAAAAAAAGAAAUGAGAGAAAUCUGUCUUCUAGUGCCCCCUGCCCCCAGCACACUCCACAGGUUCUUGGGGUAAGGGUUGGCCGCUUAACAGGUUUCAUCCCUUCACUUAACCAACAAGCCCAGGUGCCAGGCGCGGCAGUAGGCCCUGGAGUCAUAGGAGAGGGCAAAGCGCUCCAAGUCCCCACCCUACUGCAGCGGAGUUCCCAUUGGUCAACAGGUCAGCGGUGCUGAGCACUUGGUAAGUGCCCCCUGAGCUGGCUUUGUGCAGGGCCUGGCUUUACCCUUGGGUUUGUUGCUGGGGGAUAGGGGCACCCUCUGUUCUGGGCCGCGCCUGCUGCUUCACCAGCCCCAGAUGGAAAGCUCCCCCUAAGGCCCCAGCCAUCGCCUACCACUGGUCUUUCUGCCACUCACGCUGUUACUGUUACUUCUGUCCUUUCCAGAGAGGGCCCCAUGGGGUGAGUAGUCCAUGCCACUGCACAUGGGGGACCCUGGCAGAGACCCCCUCUUUGAAUGAAUGAAAUGGAAAGGUAGAUGGGAAAGAAUUUUGUGUCUCAUAAACAUACAGGAUAGGUGCUUGUGACUGUCCACAUGCUCCACGGAGGACAGAUAGCACCUGGCUGAGGAGAAGACCAUUAGGGUUUAAACCAGAGGGACCAGGCUGCCAUCUGAGUUCUGCAACUUACUAACCCUGAGGCCAGGGGAAGGAACUUCCCCUCCCCUGUUUCCUCGUCUGGCAAAUGGGGGUAGUGAAAUAGCUGCUUCUGCACGUGCUGUGGAAACAGUGGACACGCUGGGCAGAGAAGCGCCUGUCAGACCAGUCAGGUCCUCAAUUCAGUGCAAACUUAUUAGGCACCUACUGUGUGCCGUUAUGAGCAUGGUGAUGAUCUGUCUUAGGACAAUUUGGAAAAAGUCCCCAGGCAAAGGGAGAAAAGACUUGCUUGUCAGAUGGUUGUACUGCACAUUCAUAGAUUAUGAUUAGCAACAGCCAGCCAGUUGGCAUGGUAACGUUCCCCAUGAACCACUAGGCAGUGUGCUUAAAAUAGGUACGCUGAAGGUGCGGUGGCAGCCGGGAGCGAGGCAGCGUGGGCAGAUGGCUCUGUGGACUGACUGGGCCAUGUGCUUGGGGGGUCACUCCUUGCCCUUGCCCAGCAGGCCAGCAGAGUAGGCACUGAGCUAACAGGUCCAGAAGCACCCUCUGUGGGCGCUGGCAAGGCCUUAGACUUUAGGAUCAAUGUCCACCUUUCCUCAUUCUACAGGGAGGAAACCAAAGCCAGUGGGGUUCAGGGGCACCUCCAGGUUGAUUUGGAGUCUUUACAGAGGAUUCCCAGCCGGGCCACCAUGCAGGUCCCUCAGGUUCAGAAUGCCACCAUGCAAUUCAUUUCAUAGCAGGUCACAGUCUGCGUGGCCCCACCUGGCAACACGUAUUAGUGCCAGGAACUCUUUCCCUGGGUGUCAAAUCCAUGAGCAUGUUCCUCCCCCGGGGAAGCCCUGAGCUCCACGGUACCUUGGAAACGCACCUGCUUCUUGGGUAGACUUUGUGACUGGGGUUCGGCUUCACCCUCCAUGACCUGCCCUGUCUAGUUCCUCCCUGUGAGAAUCUCCAGAAAGCGGAUGGAACUCCGUGAAUCACUUUGUGAUGAGAUCAUUUCGGAGUCUGGUCAGCCUUCAUUGAAGAGGGUGGGGAGCCCAAAUCCUCUCAACGGAUAGCUCAUUUUUGUUGGUUUCACUCAGCAAUUUAUUGAACAAACUUUAGAAACUUGAGGGGGUCUUUUCUCCCUCUGGCCGCUGAGUUUCUUUUAAGAAAUCCACAGCUCCCAGUUGAAUCCAGGCUGAGAUUCCAGGUCUGGAAAGUGAAACUUUUUGAGAACUCAGUCGACUUCUGAGAAUGGGGUGCUAGACAAUUCUGACAUCUUUUAGACCGUCAACUUUCUUUUCUGAGUUGAGAUUGCGCUGUUCUGGGGCAAGGAGGUGGGAGGUGUCUUGAGAGCUCUGCCACUCGUCCCCCAGGCCAUUGGUCGGAUGUGAAGACCUGCAGUGGAGACUCCCUGUGACUCCUGCACACUGGCCUGGCCUGUAAGCUUUUCUAAAGAUCCAGGCCCUCACCCAGGCUGCUUGCAUCAGAAGUCUCGCCUGGGCCCCGGGCAGGGCACCUUCCAAGAGCUCCCUGGUGAGUCUAACACACACCAGGGACAGAACCAUCAGACUAUGGCCCCACAGUCCGUUGCAAUUCUCCCAUCCUCUUGGCUAAUUAAAUUCCGAGAUGCCACUGCGGGUUUCUCUGGUGUUAGACUCUUGUUCAUUUUUACUCCUCGCUGGGGAUAAAAUGUGUUCUCAGAGUUGGCGGGAGAAGUUUCUCAUCUUUGGAGUAUUUCUGGCCGUGAGUCGGCUUUGUGACUGUGCCCUUAGAGGGCCUUUUAAGCUGAGGAUAAUCCCUAUGGAAAUGGAUUUCAGGACACGUGGUGGUACUUGGCUCCACAGGGCAGCUCUGGUGCUGGGCUCUGGAUGGCUGGUCACUGCACAAUAUCUGGAAAUCCAGAUAAAGCCCAGACACUGCAGCUGAUGUUGUGAUAGAGACACCAAGAGAGCCUCCUGGGGGUAGCUGCCUGCACCCUAAACUCUUCAGACCUGGAUUUAGUGAGCGGUUAUAUCAAUGGUAUAAGCAAACAGGACUAGGUCUCCAUUCAGCCUGCGUACCAGCGGCCAACUUUAUUCCUUCUUAGUUUUGAAAUAAACUCUUUGAAAUUCUCUGGUGCCUUAAGGAAAAAUGAGAAAGGAAACCCCUGGGGUUUGCUGAUAUAUUUAGUCCUCUUCCCUGUGUCAGGAGAAUUUCUAGAGGAAGAGAAUCCAUACGCAGGACCUAAAACUGCUUUCAAUAAGCCCGCAGAGCUGGGGUGGAGAAUUGCAUUUCCUUUUAUCCCAUUUGAUCUUUCCCAUGACCGCUCCAUGCCUGGUGUCCGUGCAGUGAAGAGUCAUGAACUGACACCGUGGCCAUGGCUGUGAUAAGGCACAGACCGAUAGCACCUCUAUCUGAUGGUAGAAAAAGGGAAGGAAAGACAAAUGACUGAGAUUGUUAAAGUAGCUGAAGACUUUAUUUCAACUCUGUGUCAAUGUGUUUGAACGUGCUACGAUGCAGUGUUUGUAAGCAGGACACUGAAGUGAUGGGGAGAAUGCUGUCUGUCCAGUGAUGUGACAGCUAUUAACCUAGACUUCUCAUGGGGACAAGGGCAAAGUCUGCCCCUAACAGAGGAGGGGUGAGCUCUGGAGAGGUACUCUGGGUUUGAACUCUGGAUGUGCCAAGCAGCCAUGCAGGCUUGGGCGUGGUGCUUGUGUCCCCAGCUUUUCUCAGGAACAGGGCCGGGGGGUGUGGGAUCCUGGGGGGAGCGCAUGGUUUUUAUGCACUCAGAGCAUGUUAGAGGACACCAGGAGCCCUGCCUCUUCCCCGUGACAGCAGGCUCUGCAGAUGCCUCUCAGAGGGAUGCUGGAGCAUCUACCACCACCCUGAGCUGGGGACCGCGUCCAUCUCUUCCACAGCGCAGGUUUUCACCGCCUGCUUUUUGAUGGUCAGGCAGGGAAGAGCCAGUGGAUCACUGGCAGAGAUUAUGAGUAAGAUUUGUGGGUUCAUUUUGGCAGAUCCUCCAGGGCCUCCUUACUCUUUCCUAGUUGAAUCCUGGGCAGAGAUCCCAGGAAAUCUGUGAAGCACAACAUCGGUUUGGAAAGUGUGUGUUUUUACACUGGAUCCAAAAUGCACAGAAAGUCCACCCCUUGUGGCUGCGUGGACAGGCAAGGACUCCUAGACGACGGCGGGAUAAGCCCCCCACGGUGGGAUGUGCUGCUCACCGGGUGGUCCAGCACCAGGAGCAGACCCCCUUCCUUUUGGAUGCUCUUCAGCAGGACCCUCCUCUGGUGCUGGGCCAGUGGGUGUCCCGUCAUGUCUGCCAGCAGGGAUGUGACAGAGCCAGCCACCAGGAGCUGCUUCUCAGAUUCCUGAUCCCUGGGACUUGGGCUCAUCUCUCCCUUCCAGGUUUUCAAGAUUUGUAACAAUUGCUCCAUCUUGUGUGAACCAGGCCAGGAUUUCCCCUUGUUACCCAGAUGUAUUUUUCUAUGUUAG
This is a messenger RNA of Marmota monax (woodchuck), 10262 nucleotides long. RefSeq names its product chromosome unknown C4orf50 homolog (gene CUNH4orf50). Lineage: Eukaryota; Metazoa; Chordata; Mammalia; Rodentia; Sciuridae. The coding region runs from base 1 to 3267 and encodes 1088 amino acids. The transcript has 9 exons. The record is from RefSeq and is a predicted model, not a curated record.